Messenger RNA from Ciona intestinalis (vase tunicate), 1381 nucleotides. The record is from RefSeq and is a predicted model, not a curated record. NCBI's taxonomy places the organism in Eukaryota, Metazoa, Chordata, Ascidiacea, Phlebobranchia, Cionidae.
UGUUAAUUUUGGAAUUUCAGAAACAAACAAGUUCUACAGUUGUUGUAGACACUUUUACAAAGUCCUUUGACGAAGCCAUAGUUCUGUACCGAAGUAUUAUGAAAAAGCAUCAAACAAUGGAUUCCCCUUCGCGACUACCAUUUGAGGAGUUACACAAGCAAGCAAAACGAACUGCAAAUGAAGAGCUGGCCAGCAAUUUGCCAAAAGCUCCUAUUGGUCUGGUGAAUUCAACCAAAGAAAAAUUUAAUAAGCGUAUACAAGAAAUCUGUGAGGAAUACCGUACAGCAUAUAAGAACCCAGAGGUCAUGAAAGACGGGUUGUUUAAAAAGAAUGAGGGUGUGCUGCAAGGUUGUGUGAAACAUGUCUCCAACAAACUUAACAAGCAACUACUGAAGGAUUUUGGUGACAAAAUUAAUGUUGUGUUGGAAAAAAAAUUCAAUGACUUUCGAAAUCGUAAUGCAAAAUAUGAGGAAGAACUUCUUGAAAAUGCAAUGGGCAAGAUUUUAGAAAGUGUCACUAUAUAUAAAAACAUGGUUGGGGAGGCGACAGGGAAUUCAUUCAUUAGUGAAACAGACUUUGAACGCAUUCAUCAACAGAGUAAAGCAGCGGCACUUGAAUGUUUGGAGAAAAGCAGUAUUAGAAAUAAAGAGAAUUUCGCCAACACACUGAAUACUGCUAUUAAGCAGGAACAUGAAAAAGCUCUUGAAGUACUAAAAACACGUCUGGUAACACCAAAUACUGUCGCUAAGCAGCAAGCUAUAAAGCCAAAGCAUAGUUUCAAGUUUGGAGAGAUUAUUGUUCAAGUUGCAAAUUGUGGUAUCACUGAUCUGCCAAAAUCAAACAUCAUUGUAAACAGUGUAGGAUCUGAUUUUAUUCUAGCUAGAGGUCAAGUUAGCAGGAUCUUGCUCCACCAUGUUGGGCCUAAACUACAGACAGAGUGCAAGAAUAAUCCAAAAUUUGCUACUGAAAGUUACCGCAUUACUUUUGGAAAAGAGUGACACCUUGGGAGCAAUAACAGUUGUGAUGCCUGUUCUUGGCUUAGGUGACAAAGAGGUUCCAGUGGCUAGAUGUGUUUUUUCCUCCAUUCACCUCGUCAUGAUAAAAUCUCACCCAUUUUUAACAAAAUGGGUCAAGAGGUUCACAACCAUAUUUUAUUAGAUUGAAAGAAUCCAGAAUCUAUCUUUGUAUAAGCAGUAUGAAGGCAAGCGGGAAGCUAUGGUAGACAAGGUGCAGAACUCGGUAGUAGAACAAGAGUUAUUUCACGGGACAAGUGAAGAAUCGAGUAACAAAAUUCAAAAUAAUAUUUGUCUGUAAUUUUCGGCAGGCAAAGUUACAGGCGAUUUUAAACUAUAUAAUGUUUUAAAGAAUUCUUUCUGAGCAU